CGUAUUUGUCUCGGUGGGUUGAAUAGCACCAUUCCUAAUACGGAUCUGGUUGCGGAAUAAAGGGUUACUGAGUACUUUCAACAGUUAGCCCGCCAAUGGAGCAGGUCUUGGAUUGAAUCGGAAGAGUACAAAGAAUCGGAGAAUAAGUUAAGCAUCAGCCUUUGUUUCUGGUUCUUCAAGCUAAUGCGCAGUUACGGCCGCCUCUCGUGGGUUGGAAGAACAAAGCAUUAUUUACUAAAUUCUAUUCUGGAAUGGGUUUAGCUCGAGUAUCGAGGUCUUAUCGCCUCAUCUUUGUUCCCCUCACUAGAGAGAACAAUGACCUUGUCUAAGAUCACCUUUAAUGUGCUAGGUCAAUGCAACGUCUGUUCAAUACGAUGUUCCCAAUUUGUGGUGACCUUGUUUCCUUGCCUUCGUCUUCAGGACUAUCUGGUGCCUUAAAAUUGAAACCCCGCAGCGGCAAUUUUCUUUAUAAUAUUGAUGGAGCUGUUCAUAAUUCAGGUUGUGAGCAGUAAACAUGCAAUUAGUUUAAAUAGUCGAGGAUUUUACCAGGAUCUUUCUUGAAUCAUUCAUCACGAGUUCAGAACCCCAUCACACUACUACAUUCAAUAUCUAUUCAAGCCUUAAGGGAUACCUAUUGCAAGAUGUGUAUCAGUCUAUACUUUCACUACACAGAGUGUGACCACCGGUGUAGACCAAUCCGUCCAUGUCAGGGAGAUGGUUCUUGCUGCGACAACUUUGUAGUUGAAACGCGUUUAUUCAUUAUCAACAGCUUCUGUUAUGAGUGCUUCAUGCUACCUGAUCCCAGAGUCGCCCAGCCUGUUAGAUGUCUUAGAUAUCAAUCUGAGGAAUCAAUGCUUGACUGGAUGGCCGAAUGUUAUCGAAGUUGGGAUGUUGAAGCUGAGUUCCAGGAUUUACGCAUUCGAGCCCCAAAUUUGCCACGUCUACCUGGCCAUCUACAUAAUCCCAAUUUCCCCUUGUCCAACCGCAUACCUGUCGGUUUAGUUCCUAGAGAAAGCGUGAUUUUGCUAGUUAGAGACCUCUAUCACCGAGUCCUUCCUGAUUUCUGGCUUCGCGUAAUCUGGGGCGAAAAUCCAUCACCUGCCAAAAGAGAAUGGAUUUUAUAUCUUGAAAUAGUCUUGGCAAUAAAUGCGGCACUUCCUGUUUUGAGAGAUAGCAUUAGUGAAAAUCUUUGGGAGGCUGGUAUGGGUCAACAACGCACGAGCUUUAUUGCUGCUGAAGCAUUUGAUCCAGUCGCACUCACGCUUGUUGAUGACGAAGACUGCGGUCUCUGUCGGGAGCCCCUCAGAGACGUAGAAGAGCAAGGAGUGCCAGUGAAGACCCACUGCGAUCAUAUGUUUCACCAGAAGUGCCUUGAAGAAUAUCUUGAAGUGUCACGUAAUGUCGAUUGUCCAGCUUGCAGAGCAGAACUUCGUGGGCAAAAUCCAGCAACUCAAGAUAUUCAAGGGCGCGACCAAAUCUCAGAAUUUCUUACAUCUGUAAUGACGCCUGAGCAACAGACUUUUCCUCCUGAACAACCUAUUACGGAGCAGUACAUUCAGCAGUUGAAUGCUGACGUUGAAGGUAAUACAGAUGACCGAGUGGCUGUAGAAGCACAACAAGAACAACAAAAAGUUGCGGAACUUGAGGAGUCAUUGAAUGAUCCUGACGAUUGCGAACUUGCGACGAUGGAUAAUCUGUCAAUCUAGUAUAUUGUCAAUAGUCUUGGGUUUUCCUAUUUCAUUCUUGCGUUAUACUUUCUUGUUUUAUUUUUCCUUACUGGACAAUAGCUGGUACUAUUGUCACUGUUUCGGAACAUGCGAUUUUCUUUUAGAUCUUACAAUUUCAAAUAUAUUUUAAAAAAAAUAAACAAUUAACAACUUUACUAGAUUUAUAUUAUUAUGUGAUAUAUUGAUUUUGGUCGAUAAA
Molecule: messenger RNA, 1926 nt
Organism: Sclerotinia trifoliorum
Lineage: Eukaryota; Fungi; Ascomycota; Leotiomycetes; Helotiales; Sclerotiniaceae
Source: the annotation of a GenBank genome assembly